Molecule: messenger RNA, 2590 nt
Organism: Formica exsecta
Lineage: Eukaryota; Metazoa; Arthropoda; Insecta; Hymenoptera; Formicidae
Product: N-acetylglucosamine-6-phosphate deacetylase
Exons: 7
Coding region: 352-1593 (413 amino acids)
Biological process (GO): N-acetylglucosamine catabolic process
Molecular function (GO): N-acetylglucosamine-6-phosphate deacetylase activity
Source: RefSeq, a predicted model, not a curated record
AGGUUAAUCAUAGUCAAAGAUAUAGAUCACACACCCCGCAGCCCAGCGGACCGUGUCUAGGCGCGCAACGGGGGGCCGGCGACCGGCAUUUAUGUUUGCAUAGCACAGCUGAUCGAGCUUUUCAUCCGUUAAUUUUGACAACCCGCUUAUCAGAAUGAAUCUAUCGUUAAACACGUGGCAACUCAUCGCGAUCUUACCCCCACCAAUCGCCAUUUUAAAUGGCUCAAUGUUAGAUAGCAACCGCGGCAUUGACACGCAUAAUUGAUAAUUAUCGAUAAUGCCGUGCGUACACAGAUAAGGCCCUUAUUUAUAAAAUUACGUUAGCUCACGAUUAUUACUCGCCACACGAAUAUGCUGCGACGCGAUAUGGGGGUCCUCAAGCAAUUCUGUAACUGCAGAAUCCUGCGCGACAGCAGAAUUCAGACGGAGGAUCUAUGGGUGCGUGAUGGAAGGAUUGUGAAUCCGGAGAGGAUCUUCUACGACGAGAAGAUCAAGCCAGAUGUUAGGAUAGACUGCGGUGGUGCCCUGAUUUCACCGGGAUACAUAGAUGUGCAGAUCAACGGAGGAUUUGGCAUAGACUUCUCAUUCAAUGUUGACAAUGUGAAAGAGGGUAUUGAUAAAGUAGCAAAGGGAUUGCUAGCACAUGGAGUAACAUCUUUUUGUCCUACUCUGGUAACAUCUCCUAGUGAAGUAUAUCACAAAGUAUUACCAAGAAUAAAAAAACGAAAUGGUAGUAGCCAUGGUGCUUCUGUAUUGGGUGUUCACAUAGAAGGGCCAUUUAUUAGCCCAAAUAAGAAAGGCGCUCAUCCAGAGCCUUAUAUUAAAAAACUUGAUCAGGGAUUUAAAUCAGUUAUUGAUAUGUAUGGAGAUCUAGACAAUGUAUGCUUGUUCACGUUAGCACCUGAAAUUCCAAAUGCUAUACUUGUUAUUGAGGAGUUAUGUAGAAGAAAUAUCAAAGUGUCUCUUGGACAUUCCAUAGCAAAUUUAAACGAGGGAGAAGAGGCAGUUAAACAUGGAGCGUCAUUUAUUACUCAUUUGUUCAAUGCUAUGUUACCUUUUCAUCAUAGAGAUCCAGGAUUAGUUGGUCUCCUAACAUCCGAUCAAAUUCCAUCCGAAAGAAUUGUUCAUUUUGGCAUAAUCUCCGAUGGGAUUCACACUCAUCCAGCGGCGUUACGGAUCGCUCAUAGAACGCAUCCCGAAGGUCUCGUACUUGUAACAGACGCGAUAUCAGCGUUAGGUUUGGAGGAGGGAAUCCAUCAGCUGGGACAAUUCAAGAUAGAGAUACGUAAAGGAUGCGCCUAUAUCGCUGGAACGGACACUCUGUGUGGUAGCAUAGCCGAGAUGUCCAAGUGUGUGAGACACUUUAAAGACGCUACAGGUUGCACAAUAGUCGAAGCCUUGGAAGCGGCGACUUUGCAUCCUGCGAGAAGCCUUGGUAUCGAUUCCUACAAAGGUAUUCUUAAUUUUGGAGCCGAUGCCGAUUUUAUAUUACUAGACGAGAAGUUGGAGCUCCUAUCGACGUGGAUUUCAGGAGAAUGCGUUUAUGAAAAGAUUCCUGGCAGUACAAAACAACUGGAAGCUAAACGUAAGUAGAUAUCCCGGUACAAAUAAAAAAUCAGUUGUAUAAAACAACUGGAUAUUCUAUAAUUCGGCCAGUGUACAUAAAUCGACAGUGACAGGCCUACAAUAAUAAUUAAAGUUAUAAUUAAAAAGCCUUAAACUUACUUCAGAUAAUAACUUUUGUAUGUUACACUGAGAUUUUACUACAUUUAUAUUGAUAGUUUUGCGCUUGAAAAGAGAUUAUUUAUAGAAAAAAAAGAUAAAAUACUAUGUACUAUAUAAAAUUUGAAGAUUUAAUUUCUUUUAUUUUUCCGGGUAUUGCAUCAUGUGAAAUUUACAUUUAUAAAGACACUAUAUGAUGACUGUAUAAGAGUGAACGUAUUUUGCUAAAUGAAGGAUAUUAGAAAAGUUAUAGUAUUUUCAUGUACUCUUUUCUACUAAGAUGUAAAUAUGUAACAAUAAAUGUAUUGUUUUUUAUUUUAUAAACUUAUACAGAGCUUCUCUAUGCUCUUUCCCAUUUGCAUUCUUGGCAAGAUUUUCUUUAACUAUAUCGGUUUUUGCUUUACUUAUUAUGUGCUGUAAAGCAUAGAGAUGUCAAAUAACAUAGUUUUAAUAGUUUAAUGCUACAAAAAUAUUUUUACAGAACUGUUUUUAAAGAACGAUUAGGAAUUGCCGCGCUACAUUAAAUUAAUCUUAAAGUCUCAUUAUGUAUACUUACAAGUUUUAUAUUAAUGUAUAUAAGGCUUUUUUUAUACGAGUCGAAAUGCAAUGAAUUAAAUGCUACUUAAAAGGAAGAAAAAUAUUAGAUUUUCGGAACAAUAUUGAAAUUUUCACAUUAUAUAUAUACACACACGUUGCAUUGCAUUUAAUAUUUGCUUACAGUAAUUUUAAUUUUAUGUUUAAACUGUUUUGUGUUGUAUAGUAUAGUAGAUUUUUUUUAAACAAAAUAAACUUUGAUUUUACCUAUUCUUCGCUGAUACCUUUUAUAUAUGAAAUUAGUAAUGGUUAAUAAAAUAAUCAAAUAGAAAAA